UCAAUCUCAACUUCUCUCUGUAGUGCAUAGACAUCACAUCCGCCACAACCGGAAAUUGAAGAUGUACGGAACAAUGUCCGCUGAGAUGACGGUUGAUGUACCGGCAACUGAAGCGUGGAAGCUCUACGGCACUCUACAGCUCCCCAAAGUGGCGGAGGAAGCCAACUCGGACUUUAUCAGCCGGGUCGACGUCGUCCAAGGGGACGGCGGCGCCGGAACCAUUCUCGAGGUCAUUUUCCGUCCAGGGAUGGGAGGGGGAAUGAAGUCGUUCAAGGAGAAAUUCAUGGUGGUGGAUAACGAGAAGCGUGUGAAGGAGGCAGAGGUUGUGGAAGGUGGAUUUCUGGAUCUAGGGUUCACGCUGUAUCGUAUGAGAUUCAAUGUGAUAGAGGUGGAGGGAAACGAGAAGCAGUGUAUAACUCGAUCUACGAUCGAGUACGAGCUCAAAGAAGAAUCUGCAGCGAAUGUUGAAAUCGCUUCCAUUAAACCAUUCACUGGCCUCAUGCUACUCUGUGCUAAGUAUUUGCUUCGCAACAAUGACAAUUGAUCUACUAUUACCUUGGGACAGCGUGUUUUACUUUCAUGUUUGCUAAAAUAAAUUUCUAUCCUCCUACUAUA
Molecule: messenger RNA, 615 nt
Organism: Salvia splendens (bonfire salvia)
Lineage: Eukaryota; Viridiplantae; Streptophyta; Magnoliopsida; Lamiales; Lamiaceae
Product: norbelladine synthase-like
Exons: 2
Coding region: 62-544 (160 amino acids)
Biological process (GO): abscisic acid-activated signaling pathway; defense response
Cellular component (GO): cytoplasm; nucleus
Molecular function (GO): abscisic acid binding; signaling receptor activity; protein phosphatase inhibitor activity
Source: RefSeq, a predicted model, not a curated record